This is a messenger RNA of Olea europaea var. sylvestris, 1385 nucleotides long. Its product is annotated as protein DETOXIFICATION 33-like. Gene Ontology annotation, cellular component: membrane. Gene Ontology annotation, biological process: xenobiotic detoxification by transmembrane export across the plasma membrane. Gene Ontology annotation, molecular function: antiporter activity; xenobiotic transmembrane transporter activity. The coding region runs from base 42 to 1370 and encodes 442 amino acids. The record is from RefSeq and is a predicted model, not a curated record. Lineage: Eukaryota; Viridiplantae; Streptophyta; Magnoliopsida; Lamiales; Oleaceae. The transcript is spliced from 6 exons.
CGUAUUGGUAACGAACUGUCCGCACAAUUCUAUCUCUUUCUAUGUAUACAGUAUACAGACACAACAAUUUUUAUUUCUCACGUAAUAAGAAAUAUUCAGAGGCUGCUGCCAACGUGGAAACUAGUGAUUCAUCGAUGGACGGCGGUGUAGAACCACUUCUUGCUAGCCACCAGAGUGAAGAGGAAAAGGGUAUUUUGGACGGAGAAGAGAAACGCGGGACGACGCGAUACGAGAAGCAAAGCAAUUUUGUUAAGGAUUUUGGUGGGGAAUCGAAGAAACUAUGGAAAAUAGCUGGGCCUGCAAUUUUCACGUCUAUAUGUCAGUAUUCAUUGGGUGCAUUAACUCAAACUUUUACCGGGUUCGUUGGGGAAUUGGAACUUGCUGCUGUCUCUGUUGAGAAUUCUGUAGUUGCUGGCCUUGCAUUCGGAGUCAUGCUUGGAAUGGGGAGUGCACUGGAGACUUUGUGUGGGCAAGCAUAUGGUGCGGGGCAGAUAAGGAUGUUGGGAAUAUACAUGCAAAGAUCAUGGGUCAUUCUGCUGACUACUGCCUGUAUACUGCUUCCUAUUUUCAUCUUCUCUCCUUCAAUUCUCGAGUUCUUUGGAGAAACUACUGAAAUUUCCCAAGCAGCGGGAAAAUUUGCUUUAUGGAUGAUUCCUCAAUUGUUUGCAUACGCAUUAAAUUUUCCAAUUCAAAAAUUCUUGCAAGCACAGAGGAAGCUCCUAGUAAUGGCUGUGGUAUCAGCAGUAGUACUUGUGCUACAUGCAAUUUUUAGCUGGUUGGUAAUAUUGAAACUCAAAUGGGGCUUGGUUGGAGCAGCAGUCACUCUUAAUACCUCAUGGUGGCUAAUUGUCAUUUUACAACUAAUCUAUAUUUUUAUCACCAAGUCGGAUGGAGCUUGGAGCGGAUUCUCGAUGCUCGCAUUUCAAGACUUGUUUGGCUUUGUCAAGCUCUCUAUAGCCUCUGCCAUAAUGUUAUGCUUGGAAUUCUGGUACCUUAUGGUAUUAGUGGUGAUAGCAGGUCGUUUGGACAACCCUUUGAUACCAGUUGAUGCUAUUUCUAUCUGCAUGAACAUACAAGGAUGGGAGGCGAUGAUUCCUCUGGGAUUCAAUGCUGCCAUAAGUGUGAGAGUAUCGAAUGAACUUGGAGCCGGCAAUGCACGAGCAGCUAAAUUUUCAGUCAUCGUGGUUUCCAUCACAUCUGUGUUGAUUGGAGUAGUUUGCAUGGCAGUGGUUUUUUCAACAAGAGAUUAUUUUCCGCAUCUCUUUACCAACAGUGACGCAGUUGCUAAGGAGGCGACUAGACUUGGAAUUCUGCUUGGACUUACAUUUUUAUUAAACAGCCUUCAACCAGUUUUAUCAGGUAAUUAUUAAGGACCUAGCAGCACA